AUGCUAUAUCCAGAUGCCAAUGCGGCCUGCGGCUUCCCUACCCCAUCGAGACAGCCCAAAAGGGAAGGAGCCAAAAAAGUCCCGAGCUGGUCCAAGCUCAGCGCUGUUCUCAAACAUCUGAUUCUGUCGCAAGACAACUCUACACCCCACAUCACCACCAUCAUGGUUCCCCAACCCCCUCUCCCACCCACCCACCACCACCCCUCCCUCACGCGCCCCCUCCCUCCCUCCACCGCCCAAGAACUCCUGCACACCUACCUCGAGUCCUCCACCACGCAACCCCACCUCCACCCGGACAGCCAACUCAACACCUCCGGCCCCAGCUUCGCCGCUACAUCCAGCUCCAGCGGCGGUCUCGCAAUCCACCACCUCCGCCGCAUCGAAGCGGGACUACGCGGGGAGCGACUCGUGGCCGAGACGAAAGAGGAACUCGAACGGCUCUUCGGCGAUGCCGCCGGGACGGUAGCAGGGGCAGACGAUGAUGGGCGCUUAGACGCCUCGAUCGCGGAGGCCGCGGCGCAGAAACGGGCAGAGGGGAAGGGGAAAAGGAAGAGGGAUAGGGAAGAAGAGAUCGAGGCUUGGGCGCACGAUACGUCUUCGAUGGCUGGAGGAGCUACGGGGCAGGAGUUGGAGAGUUUCGCGAAUACGCCUAUGCACGCGCCAGAUCACGGGUAUGAGGAGCAGGAGUGGCAGGAUCGGGAGGAGUAUGAGAAGCAGCAGGGUAUGCUUGAGGGCGAACUGGGGGAGCGGAUAGGUGCGACGAAUGUGAAGCAGAAUGGCGAGGUGCCGGAGAUUGUGAAGCAUGAUGGGGAAGGAAAAACGGAGGCGGAGAAGAAGGCAAGGAAGGAGAAUAAGAAGCGGCAAAAAUUGGAGCAGAGGAGGCUCAGGGCGCAGCAGGCGGGCAGGGCGGGCUCGGCGGGGUAG
Molecule: messenger RNA, 924 nt
Organism: Saxophila tyrrhenica
Lineage: Eukaryota; Fungi; Ascomycota; Dothideomycetes; Mycosphaerellales; Extremaceae
Exons: 2
Coding region: 1-924 (307 amino acids)
Source: RefSeq, a predicted model, not a curated record